UUACAACCGCAGAAGCAGUAUCCAGCAUGUUAAGUGCUGAAUUGUGUGGCAUCACUCCGCUGAACACCAGGAUAGUUGGAGGUGAAGAUGCUCCAGCAGGGAGUUGGCCCUGGCAGGCUAGUCUGCAGAGAUUUGGCAGCCAUAUUUGUGGUGGUUCCCUCAUCAACAGAGAGUGGGUGAUGUCUGCUGCUCACUGCUUCUCCAGUACAAGUACAUAUAGAUGGAAGGUUUCUCUCGGUCGUCAGAACCUGCAGGGCAAAAACCCAAACGAAGUGUCCAGAACUGUUGCCAGAAUCAUUUUGCAUCCAAACUAUGACAGCGACACCAACAACAACGACAUCGCUCUGCUCAGACUCUCCUCACCAGUCGAAUUCACAGACUACAUCAGACCUGUGUGUCUGGCAGCCAGUAGCAGUGUGUUCAACAACGGUACUGAUAGCUGGGUCACUGGCUGGGGAGCAGUCAAGGAGGGAGUUUCAUUACCCUUCCCUAAAACUCUACAAGAAGUGGAGGUGCCAGUUCUGGGAAACAGACAGUGUAACUGUCUCAAUGGAGUCGGCACAGUCACAGACAACAUGAUCUGUGCUGGUUUUCUGGCAGGGGGCAAAGACUCUUGUCAGGGUGACUCAGGAGGUCCAAUGGUGAACCAGCAGGGCUCUGUCUGGGUCCAGUCUGGAAUCGUUAGUUUUGGUUUUGGCUGUGCUCGGCCCAAUCUGCCAGGAGUCUACUCCAGAGUGUCCAGUUACCAGUCCUGGAUCAACUCCCACAUCACAUCUGAUAAGCCGGGCUUUGUCCAGUUCAGCUCCAGUGGGCUGGAUGCUGACAGCAGCUACACCUGUCCUGGCCUGCCACCUCUUGUCAUC
This is a messenger RNA of Thunnus maccoyii (southern bluefin tuna), 863 nucleotides long. RefSeq names its product prostasin-like. The transcript has 5 exons. Lineage: Eukaryota; Metazoa; Chordata; Actinopteri; Scombriformes; Scombridae. The record is from RefSeq and is a predicted model, not a curated record. The annotation marks the transcript as partial. Gene Ontology annotation, molecular function: serine-type endopeptidase activity. Gene Ontology annotation, biological process: proteolysis.